AUGCCUGUGAAACUUCUUAAGCAAGCUCAGUGCCCCUUCCGUGUGUCAUGCUCAACUAAAAACACACCUGACAUUGGACUAUGGGCACUGCCCUUUAACUAUAUCCCAAUUGACGAUAGCCAGCAGACAGGAGCAUUCAGGAAAGAGAUGAAUGCUAAGAUCUGGAACAAAAUAAGAGAGGAAGGAGACCUGCACAAGGAGAGAUGGAUGUCAGGGAAGUGGAACAAAUUGAGGGAGGAACACCCAGUUCAAGGCCUUAACCAGAAUUGGCCAUCAGAGCUUGAACAUAACCUAAACUCUACAUUUUCAGCAACGGCACACAUUAAUGUUUGGGAAAGGGGAGCUGUACACCAGUAUUAUUCCAUGAUCAAUAGGCAGAUGGCUCUGUCAGACAGUCUCUUUGAGAUGAUUGGUCACAGAACAGUGUGUCAGAUGAUAAUGAAUCCCCUCCUGACGAGGAAGAUGCAGAAAAGCGACCUGUGA
Molecule: messenger RNA, 483 nt
Organism: Postia placenta MAD-698-R-SB12
Lineage: Eukaryota; Fungi; Basidiomycota; Agaricomycetes; Polyporales; Adustoporiaceae
Exons: 6
Coding region: 1-483 (160 amino acids)
Source: RefSeq, a predicted model, not a curated record